CUUUGAUCUGAAGAACAGCAUCGGCUUUCUUAGCGAACCACAAGGUGGCAGUGUUUCCCCAGGGCGCACGGAUCCUGAAACCACCCCACGUUCACCAAACGAGGCCACGUUGGAGACGUCACAGUGAGAGGAGAAAGAAAGAAGCACAUUUUUGACCAAACAAAGACCUUCACUUUGUUUCAUUGUGAAAAGGACAGUCUCAUAGGACCUGAUCCGAACCUGAAGGCUCUGAUUGUCUCAAAUCACCAGAAAGCACUGCAGAUGACACACAUCCUCGGAGCAGCCCUGGAAGGCACAAUGCAAUACUGCAAAAACAACUGGAACCACUUUCUGUGAAGGAUUUCAGAGCUCCGACAUAUGCUAGCGCUUUAGAAACGACCUCUGAAUCUGAGCCAGAAGAGAUGAAGCUCCGUUUUGGUUGAAUCUGUGGAACAUCUGGAUGUUUUCCCGCCUUGAUCCGCCCAGAAACGUAAACUCUCCCCUAAAGUCGUCAGAAACCCGCCGCAGCUGGAUCCGCGCUGACCCCGCGUUCACCUGAGCAGCGCGAGACUCACAUCUGGCCGUCCUCCUUGUGACGUCACAGCCCCUUCUUGCGCCGUCGGGACUGAAGACUUGUGCGGGAGGAGGAGCUGUCAAAGUUUCCCGGAGAAAGAACGACUCACUCUUUUUUCACGCAAACGAACAGAGCGGAACCGAAGCUCAGGAGAGCAGAAGGCUCGCGCGCGCUGGUAUGGACUGACCUCGACCCCGCACGAGCUCGAACGACGAUGGCAGCCGGUUUUCUGAAGUGGAUCUGCGUCCUCACCUCCGCGCUCUCCUGCGUCCUGGCGGAGCGGAAAGUAUGUCAAGGUCUCAGCAACCGUCUGAACCUGCUGGGCUCUAAAGACGACCACUACCAGAACAUGGUGAAGACCUACAGCAACUGCACUGUGGUGCUGCAGAACCUGGAGAUCACCCACAUGGAGGAUGACCAUGAUUUGUCCUUCCUCAAGUCUAUUGAAGAAGUGGGCGGUUACGUCCUGAUUGCUCUCAAUACAGCAGCCAGAAUUCCUCUGGAGAAUCUGCGCAUCAUCCGGGGUCAUUCUCUCUACGAGGGAGAGUUUGCUCUUUCUGUGCUUGUUAACGUCGAUAAAACUACAGGCCGGGGUUCCUCCCAACUCCUGCUGACCAACCUGACAGAGAUUCUUGAAGGAGGCAUAAAGUUUGGCACCAACCAACUUUGCAACAUGGAAACGAUCCAGUGGUUUGAUAUCGUCAACCCAGACAAGAAGCCCAAGAUGGAGCUCCCGAUGGCGAGCAAUAACCCUCUCUGUCAAAAAUGUCACUCAAGCUGCUUCAACGGGUCGUGCUGGGCUCCUGGACCUCAGUACUGUCAGACCUUCACCAAACUGAACUGUGCACAGCAGUGCUCCAAGCGAUGCAAAGGUCCGUCUCCGAGCGACUGCUGCAACGAGCAUUGUGCAGCGGGCUGCACGGGACCCCGACCCACCGACUGUCUGGCCUGCCGGGACUUCCAAGACGAUGGGGUGUGUAAGGACUCCUGCCCCGGCCUCAUGCGCUACGACCCCAACCUCCACCUGUUGGUUCCAAACCCCAAUGGGAAGUACAGCUUUGGGGCCACCUGUGUGAAGAACUGCCCACAUAACUACGUUGUGACGGAUCACGGUGCGUGCGUACGGACGUGCAGCGGGAACACCUACGAAGUGGAGGAAGGAGGAAUCAGGAAGUGCGCCAAGUGCAACGGACCCUGUCCCAAAGUGUGUAAUGGACUUGGGACGGGAAACCUGACUCACGCGCUGUCCAUCAAUGCCACAAACAUCGACUCCUUUAAAAACUGCACCAAAAUCAAUGGGAACAUUGCUUUUAUUCACACUUCCAUUCACGGAGACCAAUUCACCAAAACCCCAAAGCUAGAUCCCGCCAAGCUUGAUGUGUUUAAAACUGUUAAAGAAAUCACUGGAUACCUGUGGAUCCAGACGUGGCCAAAGAACAUGAGCUCGCUCAGUCCUUUUGAGAACCUGGAGGUCAUUCGAGGACGAACGAAGCGGGGUAGCCGCAGCGUUGCCAUUACUCAGCUUGACAUCAGCUAUCUGGGCCUUCGCUCCCUCAAAGAAAUCAGCGACGGUGACGUGGUCAUCUUCAAGAACCCCAAUCUCUGCUACACCAACAGAAGCCACUGGAAAGGACUCUUCAAGUCCGAAACGCAAAGCGCCAACGUGGAAGGAAAUGCAGGCGCUACCGAGUGUGCUCUGAUGAACAGCACGUGUGACAGGAAGUGCGCCGCGGACGGCUGCUGGGGGCCCGGCCCGGACAUGUGCUUCGCCUGUCAAGACUACAGCCGUGGAGGGAGAUGCGUCGACUCCUGCAACAUCCUGGAGAGUGAGCCGCGGGAAGCAGUCAAGAAUAAAACCUGUGUGGAGUGCGACUCUGAGUGUCAGCGCAUGAAUGGAACAGCAACCUGCAGCGCUCCCGGUCCUAGAAAUUGUGCCAAGUGUGCCAACUUCCAAGACGGACUGUUCUGUGUGUCCCGCUGUCCUCAAGGCGUGCCUGGAGAGGACGACACCCUGGUGUGGAAAUACGCCGAUGAGAGGAAUGUGUGUCAGCUCUGCCACAAAAACUGCACCCAAGGGUGUACUGGACCGGGUCUCAGAGGCUGCCACAUUAAAAGCCCCACGGGUCUUUCUAUGAUCGCCGCUGGAGUGGUGGGUGGACUGCUCACUGUACUCGUGGCCGGCCUUUCGGUCUUUGUGUUUCUUCGCCGACGACACAUCAAGCGGAAGAGGACCAUGCGCCGGCUGCUGCAGGAGAGAGAGCUUGUUGAACCCCUCACCCCGAGUGGACAGGCUCCAAACCAGGCUCUGCUGCGGAUCCUGAAGGAAUCCGAGUUCAAGAAAAUUAAAGUGCUGGGUUCAGGAGCGUUUGGUACCGUUUACAAGGGUCUGUGGGUACCUGAGGGGGAGGAUGUGAAGAUCCCAGUGGCCAUCAAGGUUUUGAGAGAAGCCACAUCGCCGAAAGCCAACAAAGAGAUUUUGGAUGAGGCGUAUGUGAUGGCCAGUGUGGAAAACCCUCACGUGUGCCGUCUGCUUGGCAUCUGUCUCACCUCGACGGUGCAGCUCAUCACGCAGCUGAUGCCCUACGGCUGCCUGCUGGACUACGUCAAAGAGAAAAAGGACAACAUCGGCUCCCAGCACCUGCUCAACUGGUGUGUGCAGAUCGCCAAGGGGAUGAACUACCUGGAGGAGCGUCAUCUGGUUCACCGGGACUUGGCUGCUCGAAACGUUCUAGUGAAGACUCCUCAUCAUAUCAAGAUCACAGACUUUGGUCUGGCCAAGCUCCUCAAUGCAGACGAGAAGGAGUACCACGCAGACGGAGGAAAGGUGCCAAUCAAAUGGAUGGCUCUUGAAUCUAUCCUGACCAGAACCUACACUCACCAGAGUGACGUCUGGAGCUACGGUGUCACCGUCUGGGAGCUGAUGACAUUCGGGACCAAACCGUACGACGGGAUUCCAGCCAGUGAAAUAGCCGGAAUCCUGGAGAAAGGAGAUCGGCUUCCUCAGCCUCCAAUCUGCACCAUCGACGUCUACAUGAUCAUGGUGAAAUGUUGGAUGAUCGACGCGGAGAGUCGGCCUCGCUUCAGAGAACUGAUUGCUGAGUUUACCAAGAUGGCCAGAGAUCCGUCCCGCUACCUGGUCAUCCAGGGCGACGACCGGAUGCACCUGCCGAGCCCGACAGACACCACGUUCUAUCGCAGCUUGAUCGGCGGCGAGGACACAGAGGAGUGCGUGGACGCGGACAAGUAUCUGCUGCCCCAGCGUAACUUCUUCAGCAGCCCCAGCACCUCCCAAACCCCCCUGCUUCACUCCACAAGCACCACCAGCAGCAAUGGACCGUACAACGGCAAAAACGGAUUACUGAAUGGAUUCCCAAGCAGAGAUGGGAGCAUGAUUCUCCGAUAUAUUCCCGACCCGACAGACCAUAGUUUGGAUGAAGCCUUCCAGCCCGCUCCAGAUUACAUGAACCAGAACGGCGUUUCGGACGUGGCCAACCCCAUCUACCAGAAUCCCAGGCCGCCGCGCUCCACUCUUCCCACCAUCUCCUCCGACGACGCAGAGUCGGAGUAUCUGAACGAUUUUAAGAGCGGACCCCAAUAUCUCAACGAGUUCCCGCCCUUCACCGUGCUCCCACCCAACGGCGUCCAGGCGUAUCAGCCCCAGAACAGCAUGGACAACCCCGACUACCAGCAGGACUUCACUCCCACGCUAAAGACUCACGCUAACGGACACAUACCGGCGGCGGAGAACGCAGAAUACCUCGGGCCGGACUGAGACGAACGCUUCUCCUCAGCUUCAUACUAUGAAUGACUUCUUGAUGAAAGUGGGACGAGGCCUGAGACCCUCACCAGAUCCUCUGGACCAGAUGCUCUCCACCUGGAGGACGGAGCACCUGCCUGAACGUGUGGCGGGACAUUUAGGAAGUUUCCUUUGGUUUAGGAACAGGUUUCCGCUGAUAUGAAACAGCAUUCCAGAAGAGCCUGAAGUACAUGAGUUCUUCAGGAUGACAAACGUUUCAUCUGUCAAAAAGUACAGCAACUUAAGGAGUUUUUUAGGACCCACUCCGAUCUAUUUAACGUUUUCUUGUGGAGGAUGUAUAUUAAGACAAUUAAUCUCAUAUUAUUUUAUUCAAAUCGAUAUAAAUGAGAAAAAUACUGUUAGAAAAAGAUCCUAUUUGUGGCGUAGAAAUGAUGCUGGACGGGCGAUAAGCUUCCUGUUCUGAGCUGUCAGCAAAAGGGACGGGAAAGGGGGCGGGGUUGCUCCACAACAAUAGUCCCGCCCACAAUUCAGAGGCUUAUUUUAAAAGAAUUAGGCCCAAUCCGAAUUCUUCCCUUUUCCCUUAUCCCUCCAAACAGAAAGAUGUGAAAAAAUAGUGUCUAAUAUUUUGGACUUUCUUUGAUGACAUCACCAAUGAUUGGCGGUCCGCUAGCGUUAGCACAGAGCUUCCAGUGCUUGAAUA
Molecule: messenger RNA, 5010 nt
Organism: Oryzias melastigma (Indian medaka)
Lineage: Eukaryota; Metazoa; Chordata; Actinopteri; Beloniformes; Adrianichthyidae
Gene: egfra
Product: epidermal growth factor receptor a (erythroblastic leukemia viral (v-erb-b) oncogene homolog, avian)
Exons: 30
Coding region: 768-4325 (1185 amino acids)
Biological process (GO): negative regulation of apoptotic process; positive regulation of kinase activity; positive regulation of epithelial cell proliferation
Cellular component (GO): signaling receptor complex; basal plasma membrane
Molecular function (GO): ATP binding; epidermal growth factor receptor activity; epidermal growth factor binding
Source: RefSeq, a predicted model, not a curated record